AUGGGCAACGGCACCGCGGCCGUGCUGGAGCCCACGUACAACGGCUACGUGGCUUCCACCCACGACGCCCUCAUCCUCUUCGAAGCAUGUCUCACCGGAGUCCUCCACCACGUCCCCCGCCGCCCGCACGACCGUGAGCGCUCCCAGCUCGUCCGCUCCGGCAGCGUCUUCAUCUACGAGGAGAACGCCUCGGGCAUCAAGCGCUGGACCGACGGCGUCACUUGGAGUCCCAGUCGCAUCCUGGGCAACUUUCUCGUCUACCGCGAGCUCGACAAGCCCUUCCCGCCAGGCGAGAAGAAGCGCGCCGUCAAGAAGGGCAGCAGACGGCCGACCCAGUCCGCCAGAGCCGGCGAGCCCUAUCCGCGACUCCAGGACAAUGGCAACGGCAAUCCAGCUGGCGGUUACUCGCCCACCGCGCCCUCGCCCGCCGCUGUUGGGCCUGGCUUCCCCGAGCGAGGCCAGCAGUCGGAGCUCGAACGCGCCCUCGUCGGCUCCCUCGUCGACUCGUACGGCUUCAAGGACUCGGGACUGGUCAAGAAGACCAUGAGCGUCACCGUCUCCGGCGUCACCCACCACCUCGUCUCCUACUAUAGCGUCGACGAUGUCAUGCGCGGCGCCCUCAGCCCGCCCAGCAUGGUCGAGUCUCUACGCUACAUCCGCCCUCGCCAGGAACUCACCACAAAACAGAGCUUCCGCGCUCCCAUCGAGGACCCCGACCAGCCAGGACUCGACGACGGUGACCCUUCCCAGUCUCUCUACGGCUACCGUCCCAAUCCCGCCGCCGCAGCCAUGGUACCCCAGUAUGGCAUGCCCCCGCAGAGCACAAACUACUACGCUCUGCCUCCACAGCCUUCCUACGCGACACACUCGUCCCAGCAGCAGCAGCAGCAGCAACAGCAACAGCAGCAGCACCAACAACAGGCGCAACAGCAACCCCCGCCCCCGUCCGUGCCCGGCUACGGCGUCGCGCCACCGCAGCAGAACCCUUAUCUCCAGAGCCCGGCCGCUGCGACCUCAGACGUCCCCACAAAGACAGAGGAAUACACUUCCUACCGUGGGCCGUCCGGCUACGCCACGGCCUUCCAGCCAUCCUCUUCACACCCUACCCACCCGGCUCCUCCUUCCCACUCGCAUCUCUAUAGGACUCCCAGCAUACCGACCAGGCCCUCGGCCUCUGAUAUCCCCACCUCCAUGGACCCCGCAGCCUCGCCAAGUGCCAGUGCCUACUCCAGAGCAAGCUUCAGCUUAGACUCCAACAAGCAGCAGCAGCAGAUGGACCAGCGCACGACUUAUCCCGGUCCCGCUCCUGCCAGACGCGAGUCAUCCUACUACGACCAAGCUCAGGCCCAGGCCCAGGCUCAGGCCGCUCACCAGCGUCGCGCAUCCAUCCAGCAGCAGCCUCCCCAGCAGCAGCCCCAGCCCACCCAGCAGUCCUACUACUCAAACACCGCUGCCACCGGCCAGAGCUCGUAUCAGGGUGCCCCGCCGAUGUCAACCUGGGGUACCACCCAUGGUCAGGCCAUAUAG
Molecule: messenger RNA, 1527 nt
Organism: Arthroderma uncinatum
Lineage: Eukaryota; Fungi; Ascomycota; Eurotiomycetes; Onygenales; Arthrodermataceae
Product: Ryp1
Exons: 1
Coding region: 1-1527 (508 amino acids)
Molecular function (GO): DNA binding
Source: RefSeq, a predicted model, not a curated record